Messenger RNA from Lytechinus pictus (painted urchin), 6875 nucleotides. RefSeq names its product calcium-activated chloride channel regulator 1-like. The record is from RefSeq and is a predicted model, not a curated record. Bases 245 to 4189 code for a protein of 1314 amino acids. Lineage: Eukaryota; Metazoa; Echinodermata; Echinoidea; Temnopleuroida; Toxopneustidae. The transcript is spliced from 12 exons.
GCCACAUCCUGGUCAAUCAAUCUUAAACAAGAACUUUGUUCCUUCUCUGUGAAAAAGAUUUCAACUGGCUACACUGGCACGUCUUCAUUUAUGGUCCAUUUUUUACGAAUCAAAUCGCAUGUACGUCCUCUGAUGUUAGAUUGGGAACCAUUCAGGCUUUAUCAAUCACAACAUAUAAGACAUUAUUUUUGUUGUGUAUUAGAGAAAAAACUAAUUUCGCUCGGCGAAAGAAAACAGGAGAAAGAUGAGCUACAAAAUUUUGAUUUCGGUAACGCUGCUUUCUGAAGUAUUUCUUCUAGGAGUGGUAGCGGAGCAGAAAAAUAUCAUCACUUUGGGAGAUGGGGCCUACUCAAACCUCCUCAUCGCAAUAGAUGCAAGUCUUCCUGAAGAUCCUAAGAUCAUUGAAAACAUCAAAACGAUGUUUACAUCAGCAUCUCAGCGUCUCUACCUCGCCAGCAAGCAGCAAGUCUACUGGAAACACAUCAAGAUUCUUGUCCCAAACACUUGGUCCGUACAGAGCCAAUAUCAAUUUUCUCGGACCGAAACGUUAGAGUCGGCGAACAUCGUAGUGCACGACUUUCCAGAUGAUGAACCUUUUGUGGAUAACUUUGCAGGAUGUGGGAAAGAAGGUUAUCUGAUGCACAUUACACCAGGAUAUAUUCUUCAAGAAAUGUACCGAGAAAACAAAUAUGGCCCUACCGACAGUGUCUUGGUUCGAAAUUGGGGUUAUCUUCGCUGGGGAUUAUUCAAAGAACAUUAUGAUCCUGAUGACGUCAGAGAGGUUGGCGCCCCUGCCUAUGAUAUACCCGGUGGAGGUACUGAAGGAACGCGCUGUUCUCUCAAGAUCAAGGGAGAAGUUUUAUACGCCGACGGUCGUCCGUGUCAGAAAACACCCAACAGUGAUUUCGAUCCAUCCUGUAGAUUCGUUCCAAAUACUGCAGGGCAGACAGCGACCGCUUCGUUGCUAUUUGGAACCAGGAUUGCUCCCGUACAUUCCAUAGAGGAAUUUUGUGGCGACGACAUAUCAGAUCCUCAUAGCUUACAUAACCCACUAGCACCAAACCUGAUGAACAAUAAAUGCAAUGGGGAAAGUGCAUGGAAGGUGAUGGAACGGACAGGAGACUUCAAAGCUGGCAUCCAACCUGUUUCGAACACCACUCCUUCUUUUGAACUUCUUCAGCUAUCUACUGUUAGGAGUGUAGUGCUAGUACUUGAUAUCAGUGGGAGUAUGGGGGGAAACCGGUUUGACCGUAUGAUCCAAUCAUCUACUGACUACAUCAUGAACGUCAUUCCAGAAGGUAGCAAGCUGGGAAUCGUCGUCUUCGGAAGUACCUCUGAAAUCAGAGCAAAUCUCACCGACGUCACAGAUACACCGUCCAGGCAAAAUCUAGCCAGUGCUUUGCCACCGACCGUUACAGGAUCAACGUGUAUUGGAUGUGGGAUACUGUCUGGCAUUCAGGUCCUUGGGUCAUACGCACAAGGAGGAUACAUCUUACUUCUUAGUGAUGGCGGAGAGAAUGCAUCUCCAUACAUUCGAGACACCUAUGACGAAAUCGAGAACUCUGGGGUCAUAAUGGAUACCAUAACUAUAAGCAACUCGGCUGACCAACAAUUAGAAGAUGUUUCCAAUAUGACUUCUGGCAUCCCUACCUUCUGCUCCGAUAGCGGAACUGGAACGUGUCUCAUUCAGGCCUUUCAGAGUACGAUAACUGAGAGACCAGAUGUUGGUGUGGAGGCCGUUCCUAUACAGAUCUAUAGCUCCGAGAUCGUCAUUGAUAGCUCUCCUGGUUUCGAGAUCGUUCCGAUAAUCAUUGACGCCGCACUGGGUAAUAACACAGUGAUCACUGUGAUAUGGACCACGAGCUCAUCGAUCUCGGUCGUAGUCACUGGACCAAGCGGUGCUCUGGUUGAUGAAAACGACCCAAGGUAUCAUAUUGAUCUCAGCACAAAGAUUGUGACAGUUAACCUACCAUUCGCCCAGCCCGGUAGGUGGAACGUUACCAUAUACAGCACUCAGGGAAUCACUGAGCACGCGAGUGUAGCAGUAACAUCUAAACCAAGUCAGGAGGAAUAUCAACCAGUUACAGUAACUGUUCUUCUCGGAUCAAGGGAGGUGGAUCAUUCUCAGACUCCAGCACUAGCGAUCUAUGCUCGGGUGCGACAGGAUCACAAUCCAGUUCUUAAUGCUGACGUCACGGCUAUCAUCUCAGACGCCAAUGCAGCAACAACGACCAUGUCAUUGCAAGAUGGUGGUUCAGGUUCAGAUUUAUUCAAAGACGAUGGAACAUAUUCAGGAUUUUUCCUUGAUUUCGCUUCCAAUGGUAGAUAUAACGUCAAGGUCAAUGUCAUCGGCUAUGGAGACGUAAUUAAAGUCUCAAAAAAACGAAGAAGAAGACGAUCAACUACAGUUGAAGUCGAGACCACAGAGGAGCCAUCUUUCAUGCGAACAGCAUCGGGAGGAGUCUUUAAAGUCCACAGCUAUACAACCAACCCUUCAGAUACCAUCGCGCCUUCUCGUAUUCAAGACUUGAUCUACGAGUCCUUCUCAUAUGACAAUAGCACAGUAACUCUGGGCUGGACAGCUGUAGGAGAUGACAUGGACCACGGAACUGCAUACAGUUACGAACUUCGCUAUUCCACCAACUUCUCAGAGGUGCGAGACGACUUCAACAGGAGCCAUUUGGUCUCUCAAGAACAAGUGCUGUACGGCAAUCUAUCCCACGUCAAUGCUUCAGGAACAACGGAGAGAGUCACUAUUAUCCUUCCACAGAAGGGAGAGGACAUCGUUUAUUAUUUUGGUAUUCGAGCUUGGGAUGAGGCCGGCAAUGGAGGAGACUUGUCGAACAUUGUUUCACUGUCUAUCCGUUUCAUACCAAUGGCAUUACCUACCGCAGUGAUGACUACCAUGCUCACUACUGAUGUUGUGACAGAGAUAAUAACUACUCUUGACAAGACAGAAUCGAUUGCUCCAGGAACCAUCGAAACUUCGUCAGAAGACAUACCAACAUCGUCGGAUACAUUGACUAUUGAGAAUACCACGCCAGCAAUUGAAACACCAACCUCAGGUCUAACAACAGAAUUUAUUCAUACAUUUCCUGGAUCACAAAGUACACCCGGAGCAGAAACGACUGAUGCAAUGACAGAGAUAAUUACUACUCUUGACAAGACAGAAUCGAUUGCUCCAGGAACCAUCGAAACUUCGUCAGAAGACAUACCAACAUCGUCAGAUACAUUGAUUACCACGUCAGAUAUUGAAACAACAACCUCAGGUCUAACAACAGAAUUUAUUCAUACAUUUCCUGGAUCACAAAGUACACCCGGAGCAGAAACGACUGAUGCAAUGACAGAGAUAAUUACUACUCUUGACAAGACAGAAUCGAUUGCUCCAGGAACCAUCGAAACUGCGUCAGAAGACAUACCAACAUCGUCGGAUACAUGGAUUACCACGUCAGAUAUUGAAACAACAACCUCAGGUCUAACAACAGAAUUUAUUCAUACAUUUCCUGGAUCACAAAGUACACCCAGUAAAGAAACAACUUUUGAUAUUACUACUGGUAAACCGACCCCGACAACGAACGAGCUAUUCAGUCAAACAUCCAACAUACCAGGGUUCUCGAUGUCAAGCACUACUGACCAAUCUACACAGUUCACGACAAAGAGCUUAGGGGAGACAAUUUAUCCAAGAGCUUCUACAUCUUCGAACCAAUCCAUAGAGCCAAAGACUUCAAGUACUACUGACACGACUGAUCUGCAUUCGACACACAAGCCUUACACAUCUGUUCCAUUCACGACUGAAUCUAGACCACCAAAACUUACAACUAGUACUUCACCAUCAGAGAUAUAUGUAACAACACAUCAAGAGAUUCCUGAGACCACAGUAUCCAAGGAACCUGAGCCUUGGGAGCGAACAACACAUCAAGAGGUUCCUGAAUCAACGAAAGCCACGAAACCAACCGGACCAGAAGCACAGGCUGUAAUCAUUGGCCUGUCUUGCGCACUAAGUGCAGUUACCAUCAUAGCAGCAGUCAGUUUGGUGUACAUCUACCAUGUCUACAAUGUUAAGCAGAGCCUCAAUCAGGUGAAACCGAUUACCCCGCCUAAAUCGGCCUGGGCACACCAAGGAAUUGCGGAUGUAGAGAUGGCCCAAAAGGAACCUAGCUACAAUAAUUAUACUUUCAAAACGGCUUGAUUCGCACGAAGACUACAGUGCGUAUCAAAAAAAAAGUUUACACUUUGAAAAAGCCCUGGGAAUUUAAAAAUAUACAACAUGUGGGUAAUUUUUUCACAUAUAUUCUUGGGUUUGGGUCUCAUCUAUCCAAUGAAAGUAGAAGUUAUGACAGAAUUUUACACUUGAGUAAGCACUGUCUAUUUUUGUAAAGCUCGCAGAAAUCUGUUUGCGCAGAAAUGCUUGUUUUCACGCUAUGUCAAGGGGAAAGGACGAAAUCAAACUUACCCUGCGGCCUGCGAAACAUUUCUCAUGCACUUUUAGUCAAUUGACAUGAAACGGAUCAUACAUUCAAGCAAUUUGUAACAAUUUUGUCACCCAAAUUGAACUUUCAACACUUAGUAAGCACAACCUUUACCCUUUUUGUGCCAGCUGGAUCUGAGGACAUAACUGAAUCUGAACAAAAGUGUAUAUCAGACAUCUCCAGCAUUUUUUCACUAAGUUUUUAUCAUUUAAAGUGGGUUUACAUUUCAUUUUUCAUUUAAUACUUGUUUCUCCACACUUUUCCCAAGCUUGACAAUGAUUAACAAAAUGAAAAUCAAGCCCAAGCCGUUUCUUGUAAAUCACAGCUCAGUGUAAAGCAAAUAUCGUCACGAUGGCCUCGGUGUGUGGGGUAGUGAAUGGGGCGCAAUGCACUCUCUGAAGUGUUUUGGGCAAGGAAACAAGUUUAAAAAGGUAAAAGAUAUCUUCAAAUCAAUUUUACUAGCUAAAAUCCACGUGUUCUUCAUGAUUAGGGUCUACUUUUAUUCGCAUAACUAUUUCAAAGUUCUGCGCAAAUGAUUUUUCAUUAACUUUUCAAAAGUAAGUGGUGCUCACUCAAGCGGAAUGUUUUUUCGACAUUUAUAUCGUCAUUUGCUUAAAUUGACCUGUACCAAUAUUAAAAUGUGGAAAAAUCUUCAGGAUAUUACAAAUGUAUAAUUUUACAGGAUUUUUUCUAAGUGUAAACUUUUUUUUGAUACGCAUAUAUAAGGCUAUGAUGUAAUCUCCCAAUAAUGACCUGUAUAUAUAAGGAGUCGCCUUUAUGCCUUUCAAUGCAUAUAGCUCUGACUUUAGUUUUUUAUACGCUUGAUGCAUUUCUCUUUUUCAUCAAUUAGAUUAAUGUAGAUUAAAAGGAACUGUAUCCUUGAUAUCGCUGCAUAAUUAUCAGUAGUUAAAAGACAAGCUGUUUCGUGCAUUGAGAUAAAUGAACAAAGAAAUGAAAAUGAAUUUUAGAUGUUAGUCUUAUAUCAUAUUCAAAGAGACAAACUAAGCGUAAGAAUAGUAUAAGUUUGCUCAUAUAUUUUAUUCAAGUUUGUGUGGUAUAGGUUUUUCUCCCCAUUGUCUGUGUGUUUAGAAUUUAAAUGACAUCCGAAACUUUUAUUUUGGGAUAUUCUUAAAUCUCAGCGUUUUUUCUAAGCUUGAAUUGUUCCUUUAUAGGCCCAAAUAUUUUCUUUCUUGAUCUCGGGAUACGUGAAUAAUGCAUUGGAAAUGCACCAACCGUAUCACAUGCUAUGAUUACAAUUGUUACUAUUUGAAGAAAGUUGUAAAUUUUAAACGGAGAAUACAUUAUUUUGACAAAAAUAUGAAACAUUUGGUUAUAAAUUCGAAGCAAUUAUAAUUCCAUAAAUUAGAAUCGUAUAUAGCUUAAAGCUGAUCGAAUUGAUAUAUGUGAUACAUGAUUAGUAUGUGUUUUAUUAGUUUAGGUGAGUCAAUGUAGCACGAUGGAAAUGUGUAUUUUCGUACAUGUACUUGUAUUUUAGAAAUACGAAAUAAAACAAAUACUAGUAGUUUUUCACAUUUGUUACUUAUCAGAACGUGAUAAAGUAAAUUUUGUGCCUGUUAUUCAAGGGUUUGUUGAUAGAUUUUAUUCACUUAUGGAAUGAUUCAAAUGAUUAUUAUUCAUAAAUCGAUGUAAACGAUACAAAGAAAUGUAUUAUUAAUCAAACGAUGUGAUUAAGAAGAAGAAAAACAUAACAUAGUUAAUUAGAGUCCCGGCUUCCAUCUGAAAGUAUAAUCAUAGAACCCGAAAAAAGACUUAUGAGGCAACUAUUAAAAAACGAUUGUAAUCGGGGAUUUUUUUUUUAAACAAUGAUAUUUUGAUUAAUUUAUUUUAUUGAUAAUUUUUACUUAGUGUUUAAAUAACAAUCUUAACGAGGAUUGGUAAAAUAUCCUUUUGUUAGUGGGUGUGAAUGAUUGUCUGACCGAAAAUUCCCUUAGAUUAUAUGCCCAGUGAUUAUUAAUUGAUUUUGACUAUUGAUAUUUGAGCACGCACAAUCACAUUCACCAACGUUCUGGUUAUGUUGACCAAUUCUCCUCAAUCAUGUAAGAUUGUAGAUUAAGAUUUUUAAAUUAAUAUUGUAUGCAUUCCAAAAUGCAACCUAAAGAAUUAAUAACCUAAGUAUCCAAGAGGAAUGUCAUAAGGUUUGGCCAUUCGAAAUAACCAAUAUAUGGUAUACAACUUUUUUUUCAGGACCAACAUCUGCCCAAGAAAGAUACAUGGUGUACCGUGAAACUUACUACGCUAUUCUUCUUCGCCAUGGAAACCUUCAGAACUUAUAACCUUUAUGACUUAUAAGCAGUGGUAGAUUAAUCAUGAUGGUAUUUCAUGCUCGAUAGUAGCAAUGAAAGUAUAUUGAUAAUAUUAAUAAAUGCUUUUCUAAUAUAAUUCAAA